AUGGCUUACUUGAUUGAGCUGGGGGUGCAGGCGCCGCAAGCUCAUCAUUGGCAGUGCGGAGACAGCACCUUGACCAUUGAUUGGGCGUGCCAUGAUGCUACUAGGAAGGUUUGGCAUUGGCUUUUGCCACUGUGGGAAACUGUCCAGUUGCAGAGAGUGUCCCUCUUAGAAGGUGCUAGGGAUCUGGGUUCGGGAUUAGACCUCACCGGUUUGUGGCAGACACAACAAGUACUUAGCAGUGAUGAUCUGGUGUUUGCUUCAGACGCUUCAGGUGGCCCAGGGGGCCGGGACCUCCGUUCUGCUUGUGUGGCUUGGGCCAUUGGGGCCUAUGAGAUCACGGAUGAUGGGCCCCGCCGUGUUGCGAGCAUCACCUCUUUUCCGCAGCGGCCCUUGUCGGUUGCGGGGGCGGAGCAGCAAGCAGCCUAUGAACUUUUCGCCCGCGUCUCAGGUACCUUCGACUUGACGGUGGACUGCAAAGCUGUUGCUCAGGUUGUAACUAAAAAAUCCCCGCCUUUUGAGGGACCUACUCCAUGGGGUUUGGUUUGGUCUGAGCGAGCUAGGGCUCGCAUUACCUGGGUGCCCAGUCACAAAGAUCCCAAGUAUUAUGCUGAUAGGGGCAUUCCUGAAUGGAGGCGUCGUGUCAACGCAGAUGUUGAUGCACUCUGUGGCCAGCGCGCUGCUGGGGUUUUUCAGGCUGCAACCAAGCCGGACCUAGUUUCCCCUAGCGCUGCAACUGGUGCUACCAAGGCCACCAAACCUCUCAACAAGAAGCAGAGAAUGUUGGCGAGGCUUUCAGGCGACGAGGAUUCACUGGGUCACCAGUGGGUCAAGGGAGCCGAGGGCUCCACCAACAUGACCAUGAAGUGUGCAAUUUGUGGAUUGUACUUGCAGCAAAUCAACGAUUUGCCCAGCUUCGAUCGCCUUAUGCAUCACCCGUGUAAGCGUAGAGGCGACCCUUUGCAGCAAUGGAAUAUUCACAGCUCGCAUGACAUGAUCAACAUGGGAGUGCAGUGGUCGUGUGCUAAGUGUGGCAGGUUGCAACGGCCACAGCAUGCUACGGGAGCCAAAAACCUUCAAAAACCGUGUGAUGGCAGGGCUCCUGUCAGUCAGUUGGGUAAACUUGCGCAGAGUGCCGGCAACCAGUCUUUAAGUGACACAGCGCCAGCCAUUCCAGCGCAAAAGGUGGCUGUCCCUUUUGGCACUAAGAAGGGUGAACAACAAGCCGUUGAUAAGGGACCCAGGCAGGCAACUCUUAAGUUUGGUUCACCUCCUGCUCUUUUGCGCUCCCACGGUGAGCAGCACCAGCGCAACACACCGAGGAUUGAUGAAUAUGUGCACGUUUCUCUUCCAGUCUUGAGCCUUGCGGGUCUCUUGGGCAGUUGUGCUGUCUUGCGCUCCCACGGUGAGCAGCACAGGGAGAGUUACUCACAGGUGCUCAGCGGGGGUCCACUUGGGCCCAGCGCUGCCACACUGGUUUUCUUGAACUUCGAGGCGGUUCCAGAGCCUUACGGAACCGAGUCAACGCUUCACUGGCGCUAG
Symbiodinium sp. CCMP2592 is the source of this 1539-nucleotide messenger RNA. NCBI's taxonomy places the organism in Eukaryota, Dinophyceae, Suessiales, Symbiodiniaceae. The record is from the annotation of a GenBank genome assembly.